Molecule: messenger RNA, 2031 nt
Organism: Lodderomyces parapsilosis
Lineage: Eukaryota; Fungi; Ascomycota; Pichiomycetes; Serinales; Debaryomycetaceae
Exons: 1
Coding region: 1-2031 (676 amino acids)
Molecular function (GO): protein binding
Source: RefSeq, a predicted model, not a curated record
AUGUCAACCAUCGCGGACAUAAAAUUAAACCGGGUUGACCUCGCAUUGGCACGCCAUGACCCUAUUCAGUUAUCGGAUAAUCUCCAGCUAACAUUAAACCUGUAUACAGAGUUGACUAUAGUUGAGCCACGAAACCCCUCGUAUCACAAUGCCAUCAUCAAGAAUCAACAUCGCACAGUAUUAAAUACCAAGGAAAUUUUUUCUGUGGGGACUAUAUUGUACUCGGAAGCAGUUAGUAGUUUACCAGUGGGCCGAUUUAAGGACGUUGUGUUUAAAAAUGGUGAUGAGCCUUAUAAUAUCACUGUUCAAGAUCCAAUCAUUGUUGAACAUCAAUGGACUUCGAUCAAUCCACAUACAAGAGAUUCGUGGUUAGGAGUAUUGUUCAACACGGGAGAAGUCUUGGUGUUGGGUAGAGAAAAUCACAAUCAGAUAUACAACUACAAAAUAAAGAUGAAUGUUUUUGAAGCAUUGGUGAAAUUAUACGAUAUUCCGUUUCAUGAAGGGAAAUGGUAUGUUAGUGGCAAAGAGUUUAGGCAAUUGAAAAUCAAGUUUUUUGCAUUUCAUGAAAAUGAGUUGGCAGUUGUUGACUUGGAUAACCGUAUCACAAUUUUUGAUUUCAAGAUGAAUGUGGUGAAACAAAUUGAUGUUGAAAAAGUUGUUGCAAAAAUAUAUUGGGUGAAGGACACCUUUUUGAUUGUUGGAAAGGAUAAUUCACUACUGGUGGCUACGGAUGAAACACGAGAGAUUUAUCCAGCCCAGCAAGGUUAUUGUCAGAAAGUAAAAAUCACACAGUUUAAUGGCAAGAGUUUGAUUAUUGCUGUAUUUAUGUCGAAAGUCGUGAUUUUUGCAAAUGACAACAUCUACGAAUAUGAUACAGAAACUUGGUACACAUGUACGUCUAUUGUCACCGGAAUGGGCGAAACAUUGCUUAUUAUGUUGGCUUAUGAAGAUUCAACUAUUCUCACAAUCAAGUUUGAUAGAAGUUGCAUAUCAAAGGUGGCUAAUGACUUGUCAUGGUCAUUGUUCAAGGAUAGGGCAUUGAAUAUGUUUCAAAUGUCCUUGGAAGAUGCCACAACAGAAGGCAGCAUGAUCCUACAUGGCAUUCAACCAAUUUCCGACAAAAUACUAGCGGUGGUGUACAAAGUUUUACCCAAAAAUGCACUCCAUUUCAGAAUACCGUCUGAACUUAGUGUCAGUUUGACAUUUAUCCAACUCGAAUCAUCUAUGGGGCUGCUCAAACACCCAGUAAUCAAUACAUCUAUUGCUAAGCUUGCCUGUUUCUAUCUUGAAAAUUUCACAACCAUCCCAACGGUGAUUGAUGAUUUGACCAUGUCACAAAUGGACAAGAUUGAUGUGUUUGUACCACAACUACAAGUAUUUGUAGAUGAGAUGUUGCAACCCAAACAAUUGCCACAGCCUGAAACAAUAAGUGGUGACUUGGAGCAGGAUUUGAUUAACAAUUUUGUUCACAAUAGAGAUGUUGCCGAGAAUCAAUUUAAACAUUGUUUGUCAAGACUAUUAUUAUUGGCAGUAGGGAGUAUCCAAAACUCCGGUAAUGAAAUGGCCAGGCAGUUGCUUACACGAGUCGGGUUAUUACAAUUCAAUCUAAAUGAAACAAUAACUAGAUACAUUGUGGAAUUGUUAUUUCGAAUAUACCGCGACAAAUAUAUUGAGAAUGAAGUUGAUAGAUUUUCAUUGCUAGCGUUAGGAAUGGGAGUUGAAAUGAAAUUAAAUGAUUUGGAUAAAGCUAAACUUAAAGUAGGUAAUAACCUAGUUGAAGAAUUUGUCAUUAAUUUGAACGAUGAUGACACCUUGAUCAAGACUAAUAUGAUUUGUUCAACACAAGGACGUUUUUGGAGGUUUUGCGACUUGACUAGGAUACCAAUUGUUGAUGGAAAAACCAAGAUGGAUGAAUUGGCAUUCUGUAAUUAUUUAUAUGGUGAUUUAAAUGCACCGAUAGUGGAUACACUUCGACGUGUUAUUGAUUAUUGUCAUAUUAAUGGAAACAGAACCUAUAUAGGACAAUUUUGA